UGAGUUUAUGUCGUUUAUGACAACAAUAUAGUAUUUUUUGUAAACACUAAAUCUAAAUUAUAUAUUAUAGUACUAUAGUCUAAGCACCAAAAAUGGUCGAUUGGUUAUUCUUUUGAUCAUUAUAUUAUAAUUAAGCUUAAUGUUUAGUUAAAUUAAUUUAUAUAUUAUUGUUGUUAUUAUUAUUAUUAUUAUUAUUAUUUUUUUUAUUACUGUGUAUUUUAUUAAAUAUUAUUUAUUUUUUGUAAUAUUCAUACUUAAAUUAUUUUAACCGGAUUUUAAUACAUUUUACUUACUUGCCAUGGCUUCAGCAGAUCCAAUGGGUCUUACCAAAACUUGGGAACUUUCACUAUAUGAAUUGCACAGAUCUCCUCAAGAAGCUAUUACUGACAAUACCGAAAUUGCUGUAUCACCACGAAGUCUACAUAGUGAACUAAUGUGUCCAAUAUGUUUGGAUAUGUUGAAAAAAACAAUGACUACUAAAGAGUGUCUUCACAGAUUCUGUUCAGACUGUAUUGUGACAGCUCUUCGUUCAGGUAAUAAAGAAUGUCCUACUUGUCGUAAGAAACUAGUGUCUAAAAGGUCUCUUCGUCCUGAUCCAAACUUUGACCUUCUUAUAUCUAAGAUCUAUCCUAGCCGUGAUGAAUAUGAAGCACAUCAAACUAGAGUAUUGGAAAAGUUAAAUAAAAGUCACAGUCAGGCCAAUUUAGUUCAAUCAAUAAAUGAAGGUAUUAAAUUACAAACUCAAAAUCGACUACAACGAACCAAAAAGAACCAACACGAAGAACUAAAUGAAAGUAGCUCAUCAACUACUUCAAAACCUUCAAAUAGUUCUAGUCGAGAUAAUGUAACAAGAACAAUGGUACAAACAAAAGUGGCAAAGAAAAUGAAGUCUGUUAUGAUCUCAGAAAAAGAAGGACCUGCUUCAACUGUUGAUACCUCAGAUAUAACAGAAUGUGAUGGUACAUCAAAAGGUGUGUCAGUAGAUGAAAUAGAGCUAGUGUUCAAACCUCAUCCUACCGAAAUGGCCAGUGAUAAUCAAUUAAUCAGAGUUUUAAAAGAAAACUCUGUACGGUAUAUAAAAACAACAGCUAAUGCAACUGUUGAUCAUUUGAGUAAGUAUUUAGCCAUGCGAUUGACGUUAGAUCUUGGCCCUGAACUUCCGGAACGAGCUCUCAAUUUUUUGAUCUAUGUUGCGCCAACUGCAGAUCAAUUUGUUCCUCUUAAUGGCAAUCAAACACUUCGAAUUGUACACGAUAAAUAUUGGAAAGUUAACAAGCCGCUGGAAAUGUUUUACUCUUUUACUUGAAUUAUUUAUUUUUUGUUUCUUGUAACUAGUUAUAAGUUUAUUUACAAAUUUGUGUUUGUUAACAAAUAUCAAUAAAACUAAAAAUUUGAUACUUUAUAUAAUAUAAUUUACUUGGUAAUUAAAUUUAAAUCACUCUUUUCAAUUAGUAAAAUAAUUUUAGUCAUGUAGUUAAUAGUUUAAAUAUCAAAGCAUUAUUUAAAAAUAAUAAAUUAAGUUAUUUUUAAAAAUAUAUUUCUACUUUUUUAUAUCAUAAAUGUAUACAUUGAUUGGUUUUUAUUAUUGUUUAUAUACCUCAGUAUUUUUCUUUUUGUCAAAUAUUAACAUUUAAUAAUUAAGAGUGAAUAUUUGUAUAAUUACUUAAUUGUAUUUAAAUUAAGGUGUAGAAAUUAAUUAAGAAAUAGUAAGAAAUGUGUUUUAUUAUUUAAAAAAAAAAUCAUUGAUUCAAUAAUUGAUAAUGUUGUAUAACUCAUAAGCUAAUAUUUUAUAUUUAUUGAUUUGAAAUCAAAUAGUAGCUACUUUAUUAAAUUAAACUAAUUUACACAAAUGCAUGUUAUGUAUACAUAUGUUUAAUUAAAUUAAUAAGCUAUACAUUUAGUAAACAAAUUGUUGGUGUGCUUUAGAUUUGAUGGCUAAUAAAAAAAUUUUUAUUAAUA
Rhopalosiphum padi (bird cherry-oat aphid) is the source of this 1959-nucleotide messenger RNA. RefSeq names its product E3 ubiquitin-protein ligase RING1 (gene Sce). The record is from RefSeq and is a predicted model, not a curated record. Gene Ontology annotation, molecular function: chromatin binding; ubiquitin protein ligase activity. Gene Ontology annotation, cellular component: ubiquitin ligase complex; PcG protein complex. NCBI's taxonomy places the organism in Eukaryota, Metazoa, Arthropoda, Insecta, Hemiptera, Aphididae. The transcript has 3 exons. Bases 299 to 1306 code for a protein of 335 amino acids.